Molecule: messenger RNA, 449 nt
Organism: Entelurus aequoreus (snake pipefish)
Lineage: Eukaryota; Metazoa; Chordata; Actinopteri; Syngnathiformes; Syngnathidae
Exons: 3
Coding region: 42-401 (119 amino acids)
Biological process (GO): peptidyl-histidine dephosphorylation
Cellular component (GO): cytosol
Molecular function (GO): protein histidine phosphatase activity
Source: RefSeq, a predicted model, not a curated record
GUUCCUGGUCCGGAGUAGAUUCACGUGUUCAAUACAUUACAAUGGCAACUAUGUCGGACACCCUGGCCACAAUCCCAGCUGUAAAGAUUGAUGAAGGCACUUUUAAGUACAUUUUGGUCCGAGUGAAAGUGAAAGACGGUGACGAGUACAAAGAUAUUGUCCGCGGCACAAAAAGUGCAGAGUAUCACAGCCAUAUUUUUGAGGAGCUGGUGCUUGCCAUGGAGGCCUUGGGUAUGGAGUGUGAGUGCCUCGGCGGAGGGAAGAUAGAGCACAACAGUCAAGCGAAGACAUUAAGGGUGUAUGGAGAAUCCACUGCUUUCGGCAAAGCAGACCAUUCCUUGUCAGCAGAGAAGUUAAAGAGUGUUUUCGAUGACUAUGAGAUCGCCUGGACGAUCACAUAAAAUGUCUUCUCAUGUGCACUCAUUAAAGUAAUUAAGUUAUCAAAAGGC